This is a messenger RNA of Acanthosepion pharaonis, 2229 nucleotides long. The record is from the annotation of a GenBank genome assembly. NCBI's taxonomy places the organism in Eukaryota, Metazoa, Mollusca, Cephalopoda, Sepiida, Sepiidae.
AUGCAGGUAACAGUUAUAAAUAAGUCUUGGCCGCCCAUAUUGCCUGACGUAUAUCAUAGCCUCCUGCGGGCGUUCAUGCAUGUAACGCCCCCCCCCCCGUGUAGGUUGAGGGCAGAAUGCACAGCUUCCGUAAGUCGACUUCAUUUCGAAGGAUAUCGCGUAAGUGUACUGAGUCCAUGCGUGGAUAUACCACAACAAUAUCUCAUCUAUCUGUCUAUCUAUCUAAAACUCCAUCUAUCUACCUCAUUGUUUUGUAUCUAUCUAUCUACCUAUCUGAGUAAUAUCUAUCUAUCUAUCUAUCUAUCUAUAUCUAUCUAUCUAUCUAUCUAUCUUUUGUGGCCUUUCUAUCUAUCUAUCUAUCUAUCUAUCUAUCUAUCUAUCUAUCUAUCUAUCUAUCUAUCUAUCUAUCUGUUGUGGCCUUUUAAUAUCUAUCUAUCUAUCUAUCUAUCUAUCUAUCUAUCUAUCUAUCUGUUUCCAUGCAUUGUGUGGAUAAAAUACCAUAACAAUAUCUAUCUAUCUGUUCAUCUAUCUAAAACUCUGUCUAUCUACCCUCAUUGUUUUUGUAUCUAUCUAUCUACCUAUCUAUCUAUCUAUCUAUCUAUCUAUCUAUUCAUCUAUCAUCUAUCUGUUGUGGCCUUUGAGGAGUGCAUUGUGUGGAUAAAAUACCAUAACAAUAUCUAUCUAUCUGUCUAUCUAUCUAAAACUCUGUCUAUCUACACUCAUUGUUUACCUAUCUAUCUAUCAUCUAUCUAUCUAUCUAUCUAUCUAUCUAUCUAUCUAUCUAUCUGUUUAAUAUCUAUCUAUCUAUCUAUCUAUCUAUCAUCUAUCUAUCUAUCUAUCUAUCUAUCUAUCUAUCUGUUUGUUUGUAUCUAUCUAUCUACCUAUCUGAGUAAUAUCUAUCUAUCUAUCUAUCUAUCUAUCUAUCUAUCUAUCUAUCUGUUUGAGUCCAUGCGUGUGUGGAUAAAAUACCAUAACAAUAUCUAUCUAUCUGUCUAUCUAUCUAAAACUCUGUCUAUCUACCUCAUUGUUUGUAUCUAUCUAUCUACCUAUCUAUCUAUCUAUCUAUCUAUCUAUCUAUCUAUCUAUCUAUCUGUUGUGGCCUUUGAGUCCAUGCGUGUGUGGAUAAAAUACCAUAACAAUAUCUAUCUAUCUGUCUAUCUAUCUAAAACUCUGUCUAUCUACCUCAUUGUUUGUAUCUAUCUAUCUACCUAUCUAUCUAUCUAUCUAUCUAUCUAUCUAUCUAUCUAUCUAUCUGUUGUGGCCUUUGUUUGUAUCUAUCUAUCUACCUAUCUGAGUAAUAUCUAUCUAUCUAUCUAUCUAUCUAUCUAUCUAUCUAUCUAUCUAUCUGUUUCCAUGCGUGUGUGGAUAAAAUACCAUAACAAUAUCUAUCUAUCUAUCUAUCUAUCUAAAACCCUAUCUAUCUACCUCAGUGUUUGUAUCUAUCUAUCUACCUGUAAUAUCUAUCUAUCUAUCUAUCUAUCUAUCUAUCUAUCUAUCUAUCUAUCUAUCUAUCUAUUUUCUGAGGUGAGUCCAUGCAUUGUGUGGAUAAAAUACCAUAACAAUAUCUAUCUAUCUGUCUAUCUAUCUAAAACUCUGUCUAUCUACCUCAUUGUUUGUAUCUAUCUAUCUACCUAUCUGAGUAAUAUCUAUCUAUCUAUCUAUCUAUCUAUCUAUCUAUCUAUCUAUCUAUCUAUCUGUUCUAGUGAGUCCAUGCGUGUGUGGAUAAAAUACCAUAACAAUAUCUAUCUAUCUAUCUAUCUAUCUAAACUCUGUCUAUCUACCUCAUUGUUUUGUAUCUAUCUAUCUAUCUAUCUAUCUAUCUAUCUGUUUGAGUCCAUGCGUGUGUGGAUAAAAUACCAUAACAAUAUCUAUCUAUCUAUCUAUCUAUCUAUCUAUCUAUCUAUCUAUCUAAAACCCUAUAUCUAUCUAUCUAUCUAUCUAUCUAUCUAUCUAUCUAUCUAUCUAUCUAUUGGCCUAUCUAAAAAGACACUACUGAGUGAGUCCAUGCGUGUGGAUAAAUACCAUAACAAUAUCUAUCUAAUCUAUCUAUCUAUCUAUCUAAACCCUGUCCUAUCUACCUCAGUGUUUGUAUCUAUCCUAUCUACCUAUCUGAGUAAUAUCUAUCUAUCUAUCUAUCUAUCUAUCUAUCUAUCUAUCUAUCUAUCUAUCAACAAAAUAAAGACACAAAGAGGAAUUGGAGUUAAACACGUAUAUCAACAGAAACAGUAA